AUUUUUAUCGUAGAUGUCAAGCGUUUACAAACACCUGUAAUCGUCUGCCGAAAACAUGGCGUCAACAAUUGACAUCGACUUUCCAGUACAUGGAUUAUUGCCUAAAAAAGAGACAGGAGCAGCGUCAUUCUUAGAUAAAUACCCUGAUCACGAUGGGAGAAAUGUUUUGAUAGCAAUACUUGACACUGGGGUUGACCCAGGUGCACCUGGUCUACAGGUGACCAGUGAUGGGAAACCUAAGAUUGUGGAUGUGAUUGAUACAACAGGGUCAGGGGAUUGUGAAACAUCAACAAUCGUAGAUGUUAAGGAUGGCGAAGUAACAGGGCUGACAGGGAGGAUACUUAAGAUUCCAGAUGAUUGGAAUAAUCCUUCUGGACAGUACCAUAUUGGUGUUAAACCAGCAUAUGAUUUGUUACCAAGAAUUCUAAAAGAUAGAAUGACUAAAGACAGAAGAGAAAAGAAGUGGGACCCACCAAACAGAGUGGCUUUAGCUGAAGCUUCCAGGAGACUGGAGGAAUUUGAUGCAAAAACUCCUUCCCCUUCACAGGAAGAAAAGUUGAUAAGAGAAGAUCUGCAGGCCCAGAUAGACAUCUUAACUAACUUUGACAAGAAAUACAGUGACUGUGGACCAGUAUAUGAUUGUCUAGUCUUCUUUGAUGGGAAUACAUGGAGGGCUUGUGUUGAUACAAGUGAGGAGGGAAAUCUUGGUGAAUGUAAACUGCUGGCCAGUUACCGGGAAGAAAGACAGUUUGCUACAUUUAGUAGAGAAGAUAUGAUGAAUUACACAGUUAGUAUCCAUAAUGAUGGUAAUGUGCUGGAAAUUGUUACAAAUGCUGGAUCCCAUGCAACACAUGUGGCAUGUAUUGCUGCAGGUUACUUCCCUGACUCACCGGAGAGGAAUGGUGUGGCUCCAGGUGCACAGGUUAUCUCCAUCAAAAUAGGAGACACAAGAUUAGGCUCCAUGGAGACUGGAUCAUCACUAGUCAGAGCUAUGAUCAAAGUUAUUGAAUACAAAUGUGACCUAGUAAACUACAGUUAUGGAGAAGCAUCUAAUUGGCCAAAUUCUGGACGUGUUUGUGACAUUCUAAGUGAAGCUGUAAAAAAACAUGGUGUUAUAUUUGUGUCCAGUGCUGGUAAUAAUGGACCUGCUUUGUCUACUGUGGGUUGUCCUGGAGGGACCACAGAUGCACUUAUAGGUGUUGGUGCUCAGGUUUCUCCAGCAAUGAUGUCUGCAGAAUAUUCCUUGAGAGAGAAGUUACCCUGUAUGCAGUAUACAUGGUCUUCUAGAGGACCAACACAUGAUGGUGCUCUUGGUGUAUGUAUAAGUGCACCUGGUGGAGCUAUAGCAUCAGUACCUAACUGGACUCUCAGAGGUUGUCAGUUGAUGAAUGGAACCAGUAUGAGUUCACCUAAUGCUUGUGGUUGUUUAGGUCUAGUAUUGUCAGCACUGAAAGCCAUGGGAGUAGGUUACACACCAUUCAGUGUUAAAAGAGCUCUAGAAAAUACAGCUGUUAAAGUAGACAAUAUAGAAGUGUUUGCUUUAGGAUAUGGUUUAAUUCAGGUAGAGAAAACCAUGGACUAUCUGGUGAACUUUGACAAACAGAAAGAAAGUAAAGUACAAUUUUCUGUGAUAACUGGAUGUGGUAAGCGUGGAAUCUACCUCAGGGAACAUAGACAGCUGAUUAAACCGUCAGAAUUUAAUGUUAGCAUAGAACCACGAUUUUGUGACAAAGAGAUUUGUCAGAUAGAACAAGAAGAGAAGAUAAAUUUCUGUAUGGAGAUGUGUUUUACUUGUGAUGCAGCCUGGGUACAACACCCAACCCAUUUAGAACUAAUGAAUUCAUCUAGAACAAUCAAUAUAAAGAUAGACCCUAGAGGUCUACAGACAGGUGUCCACUAUACAGAGGUUCGUGGUUAUGAUGUCAGCUGUAUAGAGAAAGGUGCUGUCGUACGAUUUCCAGUCACAGUUAUUAUUCCUCAAAAAGUUGAAGACACAUUGAACAGUGAAAUGAGUUACAGUAAUGUCAGUUUUAAACCAGGACAGAUACACAGACACUUUAUACAUGUACCUCAUGGUGCCACUGUUGCAGUGCUCAAGAUAAAUUCUACAGAUCUGGAGAAGAAAUGCAGGAUGUUGAUACAUGCCAUACAAGUUAUUCCUCAGAGCAGCUAUUCUUCUCAUGAGUAUGAGAAAUUUCUCACUUUGUCAGAUAAUGGUCAGAGUACUCUGACAUUCAAAGUUACGGAAAACAGAACUUUAGAAUUGUGUAUAGCUAAGUGGUGGGCCAAUCUAGGAGAUGUGACUUUAAACUACAGCCUUAACUUUCAUGGUGUACAGAUAGAUAACACAUCUCCUGUAUAUCAUGGAGCAGAUGGAAUAAUGAGAUAUGAUGUCAAGGCUACAUUGAAACCUGAAGAAAUUUCUCCUUCCAUUUCACUCAAGACUUUAUGUCAGCCUCUUAAACCAACAGAAUACAAGAUCAAAUGUUUGAAUGGACCCAGAGAUGUACUGCCAAAUGACAGACAUAUCUUUGCACUGGAGUUGACCUAUAGUUUUCAUAUUGACAAAUCAGUGGAAGUGUUCCCAGACUGUACAUUAUUAAGCAGCAUGUUGUAUGAAUCAGAAUAUGAAAGUCAGAUCUGGAUGUUGUAUGACAGCAAUAAACAGUGCUUAGGAACAGGAGAUGCUUAUGCCAGCAAGUACACUGUUAAAUUGGAGAAAGGAGACUACACCAUUAUUCUACAAGUGAGACAUGAGAAAAAAGAUCAGUUGGAAAAACUAAAGGAUCUGAGUAUAGUUCUGAACCAUAAAUUACAAUCCAGUAUAGCAUUGGAUGUAUUUAAUACAUGGCCAAAGGCUAUCAAUAAUAAAAAGAUGGGAUCUGCUACCAUAGAUAAAGAUGACUUGUAUCCCAUUUAUAUAGGACCACUGCCUUCUGACAAAAUACCAAAGGGAGCUAAGCCUGGACAUUACCUGAGUGGAAGUUUGACUUUAUUCAAGGAUGAAUUAUUGAGUAAACCGGGAAGUGUUCAGUUUAAGUAUGUUGUCACUGACUCACCUAAAAAGAACAAAAAUGGAGGAAAAGAUAAAUCUGAGAAGUCAGCAGGGAAAGAGAAGACCAAAGUAGAAGAAUACGAUGAAGCUGUUAGGGAUCUGAAAAUAUCUUGGUUGUCUAAACUUGAAUUAGAUAACCCUCUGUAUGAUGAACUAAGAAAGACAUAUCCAGAUCAUUUACCAUUAUAUAUGUCCAGACUACAGGCUUUAGACACCUCCAAGGACAGAUCUAAGAAGUUGGUAGAGAUAAUAGAUUUAGCCAAGGUUGUUAGUUCUAAGAUUGAUCAGAACGCUCUGUUGGCUUAUUAUGGAAUGAAAUCUGAUCCAAGACCUGAAGCUACUGUCAUUAAAAAAGACAUGGACAAACAGAAAGAGAUGUUAAUAGAAGCUCUAGUGAAGCUUGCUUGUGCUGAGGCUGACAUUCUAAUGAGGGAGAAUGGUGGAGAGGUGGAGGAAGAGGAGGGAGCAUUACUACCAGAGGUCACUCUACAAGAUCUGAAUGAAACCUACCAAACAUUACAGAGAUGGAUAGAUCUCAAUGACGACAAGAUGUCACAGUUUUCAGUAUUACAUGCUAAGGCUAACCAACAAUAUGGAAGGGCUUUGAAACUUCUAUUGAAACAAUCAGAGGAUAAAUCUACACCAGAUAUGGACAAAAAAUGCAUCGAGAUGUACAAGAAACUGGGCUGGACCCACUGUGAGAAUUAUGCUUCAAACUGGAUGUUGGUUAAAUAUCCAACAUCAUACAGACCUUUCUAAUUAUAGACUUGGAUGAUCUGAUAGUUUAUUAUUGAGAUUAUCUUUAUGCAACAGAAACUUGCAAGCAUCUCUUUUACCUUAAGUAUUUGAUAUAUGCCAACGAAAUUUCAUUGUGCAUAGAAUGAUUUAACAGAUAAUAAUGAAAUAUCUUGGUCUAACUUAUUGUACAUAUCUGAAAUAAUAUUUUGAUUACUCUGGUAAAUUUUCAGUUUUAUGUGAUUCUUGGUAUGAUUAAAUAAACACUUUGAAAGAUUUUAGAAUAAACCUCAUUGCAAAAAUUCAUAUUUAUUCAACAUAAUUGUAUAAAAAUCUUGAUGUUGUAAAAAAAAAAAACUACAAUUCUGGUAGUUAGUUUAAUGACUUGAUAUUUAAAUUAAAUACUAAUGUUUUAUUGAAACUUGUUGAUAGAUUUCAUUAUUGUAAAGCAUGAUUUAUGAAUUUAAUAUUUAUAUUUAUUGUACUUCUACAUGAGUUUCAUAUAAAGUUUGUGUUGACACAAAUAUCUUAUGUAUCAGAGAUAUUCCAUACAUAGAUCAUACUUUGGAAUUGUCAUAUCACAAGUAUAUUUUAGACCAUCUUUUAUAGAUUUUUUUAAAAGAAAUGUAUUGUGUUAAAGGGGCAUGGGCAUAAGAUUUAUACUAAAAUAACCAUAAGCUGGUGAUUUCCCCUGAUGAAUUGUGCAUAUACUAAGCCAUCAAGUAUUAAAAAAAAAUGGAAAGUGAAACAAGGCAUAUGCUGAGUAGAACCAUCUUGUUGACUGAUUCUGCACACACAAAAUUUAUUUUUUUACCAGUGGCGGAUCCAGAAAUUUUCAUAAGACUGACUGCCUUAGAGUGGGCCUGCUCCAGUCAUGCUUCAGUGAUUCCCUUUAUGAUCAACCAAAUUUUACCACAAAAAAGGGGGCCUAUGCCCCCAGAAGAAAACCCUCUCAAUCCGCCUCUUGUUUACAGGUGAAACAAUCAUUCACACAUUUUGAAAUCAAUCCCUGGAAAAAUCCUUCUCAUUCUAUUGCAUUUGCUUUUUCUGGAUACUUUAGAAUUAUGUUUACAUCUGGGUACAUGAGCAGACCAUGGACAAUCUUCGUAUAGAUAAUGGGGCAUCUGCUGAAUUACACAUGAAAUUAUGAUACUUUUCUGAUGAGACCAUACAUUGUAAAUAGUUUCAUUUGGACUGCAUGUAUUUUGGAUAUACGUUUUAGUAUGUUAAAAUUUAAAUAUGACAAUUUGAUUCAGUAUGGGAACAUGAAUUUUACAGCUAAUGCUCCUUUAACUACUUGUUAUGAAUAUUUUAAUCUUUUUUUUUUAAACUUGUGAAAAACAUUUAGAUGUUCUAUGAUAGAAAGUUUCUACAAACAUUUGAGAAAGUGGGAAGGAAAAGACUUCUAAAUGUGUAAAACAACCAAAUGUAAUAAUAAUAACUAUCUUUAUGAUUGGAUGAGUAGGACCAAAUGUUUACUCAUAGAAUGAGGGGAAAAACACAAUAAUCUCCUUAAAAGAACUUGUUCAUCUGUUUCUAAUUUCCUUUACAAAUAAUUUUAUAUUUUUACAGAAUUUUUUAUUUCAAACUUUUCAAAUUAUUAGCAAAGGUCAGUACAAGUCAAAGUUUCAAUUAUACUUCGGUGGACAGUUGUUUCUUUGGCAAUUAAAACAAAUCUCCUUAUUUUUAUAAAGUUUGCUAGUGAUUCUAUUUUCAAGAACAACAAAAAUGGAAUUUUAUUUGACUUUAAAAAAAGAAAUACAUGUGUUAUUAUUUUCAGUGAUUGGUUAUAUGUUGUAUGUAUCUUAAGUUGUAAGAUUUGUUUGGAUUAACAUCAGAACAACAAAACAGUUUGUGUGUGGGAAAAUAAUAAAAUCUGUGAUAUUUUAUCA
Messenger RNA from Mytilus trossulus (common blue mussel), 5682 nucleotides. RefSeq names its product tripeptidyl-peptidase 2-like. Gene Ontology annotation, biological process: proteolysis. The transcript is spliced from 29 exons. NCBI's taxonomy places the organism in Eukaryota, Metazoa, Mollusca, Bivalvia, Mytilida, Mytilidae. The record is from RefSeq and is a predicted model, not a curated record. The coding region runs from base 56 to 3814 and encodes 1252 amino acids. Gene Ontology annotation, cellular component: cytosol. Gene Ontology annotation, molecular function: tripeptidyl-peptidase activity; serine-type endopeptidase activity.